ACGCAUCGCCCCCUUAAAAACAUAUGACAGAGUACCAACUCGGAUCGAUCUGAAUAGACUCUCACUCUCUCUCGUGGCGUAAUUCCUAAGAAACUGCGUCCCUCUCUCAGCUCUGCCGGCGGGGUCAACGAUGAAUAGGAAUCUGCGGGAAUCUCUGACGGGAGGACGGAACAUUCAGUUCCGAAGAGGUCCCAGCCUCAAUGGAUUCUCCAAGGAUUUCAGCGAGAAUCUGGAUCUCUUCUCCACAAGCCGCCGCUCCUUCCCCUUACCUUCCGCCGACGAUUCCUCUGAUGUUUCCGUGAAACUCGGAAGACUCUCUGCGGCAUCCAUAACACUAACCAAGGCUAGAGCAGAUGAUCUCUUGUGUUCGACAGGAGGAGGAAAGCAUGACUACGACUGGCUUCUCACUCCUCCUGGAACACCUCUCGGAAGCCAAUCGCCUCCGAAGACCAUUUCUUCAUUUAGAUCUAAUUCUGCAGCAAAGGCAUCAAGGCUUUCAGUUUCGCAUUCAGAAAGCAAUUACCAAUCCUCAAGACCAGCCAGAAGUAGUAGCUCUGUUACUCGCCCUUCCAUCUCUACUUCACAAUACAGUUCAUAUUCUCUGAGCCGGUCACCAUCUUCUCUCCUGAACACAAGCUCUGCUUCAGUGUCAUCCUACAUUAGACCUUCGUCUCCAAUCACCCGUUCUUCAUCUACAGCGAGGCCUUCCACUCCCACUCGUACCACCUCAUCAAGGGCCUCUACUCCUUCAAGAAUACGUCCAAGCUCAUCUAAUUCAUGCAUAGACAAGACGAAACCAUCCCUGGUGUCAAGGCCUUCUACUCCAACUUCUAGGCCACAGCUUUCAGCAAACUCGAGUGCGAUUGCUUCUAGACCUAGUACCCGUCCUUCAACUCCUACACGUCGAAACCCAUCCACCUCAGUAUCUGCAUCAUCAGGACCCUAUGUUUCAGGUGGACGUGCUGCAUCAAAUGGACGUAUGGCAGUUUCAUUGUCUAGGCCAAGCUCCCCUGGACCUAGAGACCGACCACCCCAACAGCCAAUCGUGCCAUCAGAUUUCCCUCUUGAGACACCGCCAAAUCUCAGAACAACUCUGCCAGACAGACCAAUUUCUGCUGGCAGAUCCCGGCCAGCGGCUGCUACUGCAACAAAGGCGAGUCCAGAGCCUAAAGGGCCGAUGACAAAAAGGAAUCCGUCUCCUGUUGUUGGAAGAGGAAGACUAACAGAGACACCUGGGAGGAGCCAUGUCAGUGGUAAUGGGAGGUACCUCACAGAUGCUUCAGAGUCCCAGAAGGUUUCGAACGUGUCAGCCACAAUGUCUCGGAGAAGUGUGAAGUCGUCUGCAUCUGUCACAGACAAUGGGCCUGGGAGGCCAUUCUCAAAAAGUUCACUCGAUAUGCCCGUCAGGCACAUGGACACGAGAAACGGGAAGGGGAGUUCAAGCACGAAAAGCAUUAGGGCGGCCACACCGAGGAUUCAGUCUAUCCGUUCAGCAAAUGAGACAGAUUCCAUCAACAGCCACAGCAGGGACUUGACGAAGAAUGGGGCAAAGGAAGGAAGAUUGGUGGGGAAGCUGAGUGAGAGGGACAUGUACGAGAGCUCCCGCUACGAUGCGCUGUUUCUGAAAGAGGACAUGAAGAACAUGAACUGGUUGCACAGCAUUGAUGACAAGUCAUCAGACCAAGCACUUGGCUUUGACAGUGGGUUCGAGCUGCUUCCAGAGCCCUUUGCCCCGUUAUGACACAUUGGGUUCCUCCUCCUCUCUAUUCUUUCCUUGUGACGGAGUAUAGUUUGAUUGGAGCUGUGAUGACAGCGUUCCGUCCUAGGCAAAUGGGAGAAGGAACUAGGAAGUAGUACAAGAAACUGGAAAGGAAUCCGAGGCCUAAUAUGUAUUUGAGGAACUGAAGAUGUUCUCUUUCGACCAGUCCUCUCUCAUUCUUUGACCCCAAGCCAAUUCUCUUCUCCUUUCAAGUUUUUCCAUUCUAUUUUGAAUCAACUUUCGUCUUA
This is a messenger RNA of Tarenaya hassleriana, 2007 nucleotides long. RefSeq names its product mucin-5AC-like. Gene Ontology annotation, cellular component: cortical microtubule. Gene Ontology annotation, biological process: cortical microtubule organization. NCBI's taxonomy places the organism in Eukaryota, Viridiplantae, Streptophyta, Magnoliopsida, Brassicales, Cleomaceae. Bases 131 to 1741 code for a protein of 536 amino acids. The transcript has 5 exons. The record is from RefSeq and is a predicted model, not a curated record.